UUCUAUAUAAAUGUAUACUUUGAUUUCUUUUUUAAUAGCUGCAAUUUAGUUAGCCAUUAGUCAUUGCGAAUACGGAAAGCAUAAUAAAUUUUGCAAUACAUUGCCGAGUACAAUUCGUAGAUUCUACUUGCCCAUUUAUUUUAGCUACGGAUCAAAAUUUUUAUAUAUUGCGGUCGUAGUAUAAUCCAAUUAAUCCAGUUCUAUUUGUGUCCCAUCUCGUUCCCGAUACGUUCCCCAAUCCCCACAACUACAACUCACUUCACUGUUAUUGGCAUCCCUCUUGCACAAGCGCGCUCAUUCACCGUACAAUAUUUGGAUCGGGAAUUUGGGAUAGCACGCUUGCAGCUGUCAAAUCAAGCGAUUCGCGGCUAUAGCACGUCGAUUUUAAUUCUAAAUAUUAUAAAUAUGUUUUAUUUGCUUUGCAGUGUCUUUACUUGUGUUUUGUCACGUGCAAAAACAAUGUGAAAAGUGGUUGUUAAUAAUAUUUUCUUAGUAACUUGUAUCCUUUCUGACUGGUAUGAUUUGAUUUAAUCUAUCGAAGACGCAGAAUGUGAGAUGUUUACCCUCAGAAGUGUUGAAGUGUAAAGUGAUGAAGAUACCUGGUAUAAUAUAGUGUCAACAUUCUAUCGGACAAUCAAAAAGGAUACAUUGAGAAAAGAAAAUGCGGAUCAAGACUUACACUGAUUUACGCCCGAAUGGGCCACCGCCACGGCUGGGGCUUAAGGCGGCGAGCCCCGGCGUCGCGGGCACGGACGAGGACUGCAACAGCAACACCAGCCUUGCAGGGAGCCAGCACUCGGCUCACGAUGACCUCGACGCGCACUGCGACAACUCCGGCUACUUGUGGUUUCUCGAUUAUAACCCGAUAUUUCGAGACAGUUCGUGUCACCACACCUCAGUUCUGUCCUCGGUGUCCGCGUCCUACAAGGGUAUAAGCGAUCUCGCCGCCCGCUUCGAAUUCACAUCCCGGUACAACGACAUUGCCCGGGAUCUGGACGCGAACCUUGCCGAAGCCGACAUGGAAAGCUUCAAGACAGAAGACAUACACGCGCUGCUGAUGACCGCCAACUUGCCACAUGACACCAUCAUUGAUGAUAGGGCACACGAUAGUAACCCGCGUGGCGAGAUGUUUGCGAGCAUCUCGAGCUCUCUGAUGGAAAAGUUUCGGUUCGAGAGCAGUAUCAGUUUCGACAGUAGCCUCCAGGGAGAGGAGUCCGUCGGUUCCAUCAACACUAUGUCAAUAUGCAAGUCAGAGUUGCUGUUCUCGCCUGUAAAGGAGGGUGCACACGGCGUACAUUUCAGUGUUGACAGUCUCGACUGCGAACUGCCUACAGAACAAGACCUAAUUCUAACAUGUCAGGCCAAUAAGGACAACUACACCAUCGCCUUUGAGGGCAGCCUCACCACUUAUUCCGAGGACAGCGAAUGUAUUGAUUCGACCGUCAAUCAAAAACAUGACAAAAUGGACAAGGAAGACGAGAAUAUAGUUUUAGAUAAUGAUGAAAGAACGCGCAGGAAUUUAGAAUUAUUAGAAAGAUGUAAGAAAUUAACUAAUAAGCUAACUACUUCUAUGGCUAGAAGCGACUUAGGAUUAACUACUUGGAGUAAGCUUAAGAAACAAAACAAUCAAUCUCCUUUGAGGAGGCACCCAUCAGGAAAUAACAAUGAAGAUUCAAAUGAAACGACUGAUGCAACAAACGAUAUGAAUAAUUCUGUUAUCAAAAGCCAAAGUUUGCCAAAUCUUUAUAGAAGAAAAUUAAUGAACAGUUCUAUCAAUUCUGCUGCUUUAAGUAACUCAACUGUCGAUUCUUUUACCGCCAACCAAAGAUUAACUGGUAAUUCGAUAUGUAUGAAAGUUUACGACGUAUCACAGAAUCGCUCCUCGCACGGAAGUCAGCAUUCAGAACCAAUGAGUACAUCUUCUACAGAAAACCAAACUUCAUCUGAUAAAAGUCAACCAAAACAACAAUUCAGUUUAGUAAAAUUGUUCAUGAAGCAAAAGAGCAUGAGUAAUGACGGAAUUGUCAAUAUGGAGCAACUAGAUCGAUCUGAGUGCUGGCCUUCUAGUGAAAGUGGAGAUUCAAUGGGUGAACAAAAAAUUACAGAUUUGAAAACAAAUGAGCGACCUCAAGCAGAAUUACCGAGUAACAUCGAAGAAGUAACAACUGUUGUUUACGAGGAAAUUAAUCCUUAUAAUAAUAGAGUAUACGAUGACGUUUUGAUCGAAGAAGAAGAAACAGUCGAUGGGACGAAAUUAAGUGACAGUGACACUAAUUUAUACGCUACUGUAAACAAACCUCAUAUUAAGAGAGCAAAUAUUAACAUUACAAAUAGUCCGUCUAAAAUAAGAAGUAAUCGCAAGUCAUACUCUUCACAAUCUUCGGCAACUAGUGUUAGUAUUUCAAGCUGUUCUGAAUCAGAUGGUACACAAAUCACAAGAAUGACUAAACUAUUGCAAAGAGAACCUUGUGAUAAUAAAUCUACAUCUACUCAUUUUGAAACUACUACAAUUGAUAAAAGUAUUCAAACGUCAAGCUUGCAAAUUUCGAAAGUAUCUCAAGACCGUGAAAUACUUAAAGUAGUUGAGCCAUCAUUUUUAGAAAAACUAAAAGAAGGAGACUAUGAAAAACCUGUAUUUAUUUUAUAUCCUAGUUAUACAUUACCAGAUAUUAGUUUUUUGAAUGGAAGACCAAAUAUAUAUCUGAAUCCUGUUCACGUAAAUGUAUCGCCAAGACGUAGCGAUAAUAAAAGAAAUAAAUUACAAAAUAAAGGGAAGCGACCUUUUUCAUGCAAUGAUGUUGAAUUAUUAAAGAAAAAAGGUAUUGGACAUAUUAAAGACUGGGAUUCACUUAACUUUUUAUUACCUGUAGAGUGUAAACAAAUGUUAUCAGAACUGCCUGAGGUAAUGCAACAUAUUAAAGAAAAAGAAAAUUUGUCUAAAUGUAAUAAGUAUUGUACUGUAUCUCCAUCCUCCAAAUCGAAGAACAGACCUAUGAGUUGCGAUUGUAAUAACUUGACUGGAAAUAACACAGCUGUAUCUUCAAGUUCAAGUACAGCGACACAACCAUCUUCAGGAUAUCGAGGUUCAUCAACAAUGUUGACUGAUUCCUCUGCUCAAAACAGCCCAGCACCUGCAGGCAACUUUAAUCCGUUAUUCGUAUAUCGAUAUGAUAGUGCAACAAGCUCUGAGGCUAGUUGUGUUAAUAAUGACGGCCAACGAAAUCAUCCUGUUAUACCAAAACGAUCACUUUCGGUAGCAGAUCAGAAUAGAAUUCCUAAACAAGGCGAAGUACCACCAGCAAGACCUCCCCUUCCAAAAAGUAUAUUACGAAAAUCAAUGGACAAAACACGUAAAUCAAGUUCUCACGCCAAACGUUACAGCAUGUUUGAAAUAGAUGAUUUUGCACAAGAUCCUACAGUUUGCAUGACUGCAACAACCGAACACAAAUCUAAACGAAGAUCACUUCAAGAACCUUAUUAUUUACAAAACCAUAACAUUGAUUAUAGAAAAAAUAACGAUUUAGCAGCAAAAAGAUUAUCCCAACAAUUUUUAGAUGCAGCCGAAAAAGAUGCUGAUUAUAAUGAAUAUUAUCAAGAUGAGGGCGUCGGUACUGAAAGUAGUCUAGAAAGUGGAAAAUCUAAUGAAUUAAAAUUCAAUAGGCCUCAUACACCUCCGUUGCCGAAACCAAGAACAAAGAAACUUGAAUAUACCGAGUUUCCGCCACCUAGUGCACUUAUCAGUAGUGCUGAUUUACAACAAUUAGAAGAGUUCUUAAAACAAAGUGGAGUUCAAUGUCAAAAUAUGGAUGAAUGGGACCAAAAUCAAGUACAAAAGGGCAAAAAUUUAGCUGAAAUCCCGAUAUGCGAAGAAGCUGAAGUAAGCCCUGAUGAAUUUGGUAGUCCCUUACUCCAUGACGGAAGAGGAAAAUAUGAUUUUAUUGAUGUGUCACAAAAGAGAGCCUUAGUCUCAAAUGUGACGGACGCAGUAGAAAUGUUGAUUCAACACUUCUCUCCAGCGACGGAUCAGGCCGAAUUAGCAUUCUUAGGAGAUUCCAAACAAUCUCCAGCCUGUGCUAAAAUAGCUCUUAAUGCAUUGUGCCCAGCUUUAUAUGCUAUAUUCAGAGACGGACUCAAGGAUAGUAUCGAGACAUCAUUUGGAGCUGUAAAUAAUUCCGUUUGGCAAAUGGUCGAAGCUACAGCGAGACAAGGACCUAUUACAAAAUCUCUCAACGAAUUAGUAUUGAGGAUUAACAGUGAGGAUGCUGUAACAGAAGGACUUGUCAAAUUUAAUGCAUUCAUUCUGGGUUUACUAAAUGCACAAUCAGUGGAUGCUUGGGUAUCAUAUGUACGAACUAGAGAAUCGGUUCUAGCCAAGCAUUACGGCCCUGAUUCCAUCAUGCUCGCUGGUUGCGUCGGUGAACCACGCUGCCGAACACUCUUGGAUACCUUAUUGGCCAGUUUAGAACCCUUAAAACUUCUACCAUUCUCCCUGGAUCUCAUGUUUGAAAUGCGAGAACUUCACCGAAGUUUCAAGAAGAUCGAAAGUGAUAUGCGUGCUGCAAGUCGGCCCACUUCGAUUAACACUCCGCCACUAACACUGAAUCAGCGGAACUUGCUGAAGCUGGUCCGGUCGAUGCAGUCGAGCGGGGUCUCGAGCGACGAUUGUCAAACUAGCGUCAUAAUGAGACAAAAAGAGCCCAGGCACAAGGAACCGUCCACACCCGAUCUGUUGAACGAUUCGGCGAAUGUCAAAACUACAGUCGAAAAAAAUAGACCUCGAUCAUGUGUUAACCCUACAUCAAUCGGUUACGAUAUAUGCCCGAAUAACAGUAGGAUCGAGUUAGAGACGAACCGCAGAUGGUCUGGAGUACAACUUGGCUCAAAACUUAUGCAGGCGUUCGAUCGGCUCGUUUUCGAUGACAGCGAUGAUUACACUGAUAGUCUUGAAAACAAUAAAACUACCGUUAAGACAACCGGCAAUGACGCGAAGUUGGAAUGUAGCGGAGAAGAGCAAUGGCGGCCGGGAUCAGCUGGGAGCGGUGCUAGCGGUAACACUGGCAACGGUAGCGCAAACUCUGGGGGCAAAUUCAGACGGUUGCAACUUAAAUGGGAGCUACUAAGUAAUGCUGAAAGUCCCACCACUCCGUCAGGUGAAACUUCACCAGCGGCCGCUAGGGGAUCAAAAAUUCCUCGGCCCGUGUCUUCACCAGUACGACCACAAGUACCUACGCUUCAGUCGCCAGCAAAGAACACCCACCGUGGUAUACCAGUGCCAGUGCGUAAAGGCACGUCCCCCACUGCGGCACAGCCACGUGCCCCGUCCGCGCGACCCGCCGCCGCAGCUAGCACCACCGCUGGCAAACGGCCCCAACCUGCCAACAGAGUUACACCUGAAGUAACACCGAAGAAAAUCAUCGCGAACAAACCACGAGUAUCAAACGAAGCAGUUGUUAAAAACAACAAUACAAAGAAAUCGCCAACGUCCCGCGUGGACCAGGCGUGGCAGGGCGGCGCGGCGCCGCGGCCGGCGUCGCUGCCGUACGGGCGCGCCGCCGCGCCGCCCGCGCCGCGCCGCGCCGCCUCCUCCUCCGCCGCGCGCACGCAGCGCGCCGCCAACAACCAGAAGCACAAGUACGUGAGAACUCUAUGGCACAGAUUGCCGUCAGACUCCGGCCACUUAGCGUUUAACGAGGGCGAACGUCUACGGUUGAUAUUAGAAGUUGACGACCAAUAUCUCCUGUGCUGUCGAGGUGAACAGAAGGGCCUGGUUCCACGAGAUGCUGUCUUGUUAGAGGACUUCUGAUAUUGGCAACCAUAGCACGACUGGCAGCCGUGCUGGAGGCCGCUACGUCUAAAUGGAAAUUUCGGAAAAUGAAAAGACGUGUUGUGAUAUUAAACAGUUUACUCUUUAGGGUUAUCACCAAGUAUUUUUGGAUUUUUAAACAAUUGAAACAGUGUCUCAAACAUGUCACUUUUUGUUCUUUAAAAAUCCAAUUAAAUCACAGUAUUAUUUUUAAUCUUAAAGAGUAAACUAUGAGUGUUGUAAAUUAAGGAACAUUUUGGUACCGAAUCAGGGAAACAGUGACGUUCAGUUUUGUUAGAGACUAUUUACUGAAAAGUAGAAAAAGUGAUGAGAACUCUGCUGAUCACUAUCGAUGUAUAUAUUAUAUAUAACUUUUUAGUCUUAUUACUCGCCUCCUUCGUCGACUUUGACUGUAUUUUAGUGUAAUAAAUUAUUUAAUUUCUACGUUACGUUCUUCAUAAUUAAUCAUCAUUUCAGUUCUCGUAUAGAAUCUUCAACAUCACUUAAUGUGAAUUCUCGCAUUUCUCAUUAUGUAGUAAAAUCUAGUCUUACGUUAUAGGGCACGAUGAAGUCUUGGACUGUACAUACUAUUACAAAUAAGAGAAACACAAGUUGUGGAAAAUUUACUGGUGAUGGGGCGGUAUUAUCGCAGCGCAUUUCAUUAGCAGUAAAUAUUUUCUUCAAUGCGAUGUGAUAUAGAUAAUUAUUUACAUUAUACUGUAAGGACAAAAUCUCAUAAUCUUAAGGGCAAACUCCUUUUUAUGCUAAAUUAAUCAAAAUCACGUUGCUAAGAGAAUGACACCCGAUACUAAUUCGAUAUUUAGAUAAAUUACUUCAAUGUCAAUGGAUGUCUAAAAUUACCCCUAUAAUGUUAGCGUUUAUGUAUCAUAAUGUUAUACUUAUUGGCAUAUAGUGUAUUAUACGUACAUAUUUAUAUUUUAUAGAGCUAUCCGCGUUGCUUUUUUCUCUAACUUUAUUAAUAGAUAGGUAUUGUUGUUGCGUGAUACGUUACAGGUUACAUAUUUAUACAAUAGACACAAUAAAUCGAAUCACCACGGAUUCGUGCUUUAACUUACCUUUAUGUAUAACCGCAUGCAUCCUCUCCUGUAGCACCUUCCUUCCACGGUCUGUGGGUUUCGUAAUACCUAGGAAAAUAACUGUAGGUAGCUUUAAUAUUUAACAUAUUAACAUACCCUCUACCACAGUUCUAUCCUUUCAGCUGUCCUACAUAAAUACCAUUCAGUAGCGGUGUUGGAGCUUAACACAUUAGUCAUAACUAAACGCAUGCGCCUAUCCACUUGCCACCUCCUCAGUCCAGCACAUCGCGAAAAUACACGCUAGAAUUCAGAUUUAUAAAGCACAUAUUUGAAUACACUUAAAACUCGUACACAACUGUAAUUUUGCAACAACUACCGAUCAUUUAAAGAUUUUAAAAAAGUUAUUUUGCUUUCCGCUAGUUAUUUGUAACGUUAUUGUGAUAUAAUAAUCAUAUCACUGCAUAAAUGCGGGCCUGCAGAGAAAAUGAUAUUUUGGUACGAAUUUGUAUUGCUCAAGUUGGAACAACAACAUUAUUCGAUGAUAUGAUAUUAAUAUUCGCAAGUGAAUAAAUACUCUUAGUGUAACCUUUAAUUAUACUCAUCGACUUUCAGUAUUGGUUCAUGUGUACCUAUAAGAUAUUGUGUACAUAAUAUUCUAUGAGAAUUAUCAUUAUAAUAGUGAAAUUAGAGGUCAAAAUUUGUAACAAACCUUUUGAAUGCACGAUACAGUUCCUCUCGUAGUCGGUCGUGCUAUCGAGUCACAACGUUGGUGAAAUUGUAGUUCGUAUACCUAUAUUCGUAGUGUCAAAAUUAAUGUACGCGUAUAUACGAGUACGGUGUCUUCUCGAGGUGGACGUGAUGUAUUGAAACUUGCCAGUGUUAAUAAAUUAAACGAUCAAGAGGCUCGUCGAUAAAUCUCAUUAUGUGUAAGGUGAGCAUAUGUUGACACAAAUUAGAAUUGUACAAUAGACGUAAUUAAUACAAUAAUUAGUAUACUUUAAAUAUUGAUUGAAUUGAUUAGUUGAAAUAUUCUAUUAGAUGAACGUAACCGUAUUGUGGAUUUCCUUUUGUAAAAUUGACAUGUCAUUACCAUUUUAGAAUUAAUUCGCGCUUUGUGACUGAAUGAUGUGAUGUGGCCUUUUGUAUGUAUAUUAAAGUUAUAAUAAUGUUGUUGUGUCGUGAAAGUGUGCGCUUGUUGCAUCAGCCGGAGUAUUCACUGUACGUCUACUUAACUGCGAUUAGCAUCGGGGAAUGCUUCCACAAAUUAUUUAUGUAAUUAUUAUUAUAAUGGGAACUCCUAAAUAGCCGUUAAAGUAUUAGUCGAACAAACAUGCCUUAAACAGUGUUGAGGUGAGCAGUGAGACCGCGAUAGCUUCCACAUAAUCGCUUGGCCGUUAGUGUAUCCUUUCACAGUAAUAUUUAGAGGAGUUUGUUAGUUGUAAGUUUUUAUCAACAGUUUGUAUUGUCGAACGAUGUUAAAACAGGUUUUUUAUAAGGUGACUUUAUCUCCUGCGCGUUCGUUUUAAGAUGUUGUUGGCUAAAUAUGGCGAGUCAGUUGUCCCUAUCGGUACAAACCGUUAAGUUAUUUUUAAUAUUAUUACACGUAAGAUUUUAUUUAUAAUUUACGAUCGGGAUCAAUAAGUUGAACUUGGGUUAAAUUCUUUAUUUUCUUAAGAAAAAUAAUAUUUAAAAUAUAAAUAAAAAAAGAAGCUUUCGUUAAGUUACGAAACGCAACGAACGACUGAGAAAUUAAUUCCGAAUAUAAUAAUUUAAGUUAACCUCGAGAAUCAUGCUAAUUAUAUAUUUCGAUGAGACAUUUUGUCAAUCAAUGUAUGUAUUGUUUAAAGAUAUUUUAUUUGUAUUAAGUGCCAUAAUUUAAUGAAUUAACAUUGAUAAAUAUUAUUGUAAUGCAUAACCAUGUACACCAAUUAAACCAAUAUAUAAAAGA
Galleria mellonella (greater wax moth) is the source of this 8788-nucleotide messenger RNA. RefSeq lists its product as uncharacterized. Gene Ontology annotation, cellular component: cytoplasmic vesicle. Lineage: Eukaryota; Metazoa; Arthropoda; Insecta; Lepidoptera; Pyralidae. The record is from RefSeq and is a predicted model, not a curated record. The coding region runs from base 662 to 5803 and encodes 1713 amino acids. The transcript is spliced from 19 exons. Gene Ontology annotation, molecular function: protein binding.